Molecule: messenger RNA, 1226 nt
Organism: Sus scrofa (pig)
Lineage: Eukaryota; Metazoa; Chordata; Mammalia; Artiodactyla; Suidae
Gene: CD68
Product: CD68 molecule
Biological process (GO): establishment of protein localization to organelle
Cellular component (GO): late endosome membrane; lysosomal membrane; plasma membrane
Source: RefSeq, marked validated
UUAGGAUUGAGAGAGCAGGCAGCUGGGACCCACACAGAACUUAGCUGGAUUCUGAGUGCAGGCUGUUCUGACAUGACGUUGGCUGUGCUCUUCUUAGGGGCCCUGCUGGGACUCCUCGCAGCCCAGGGAGCUGGGGUCGACUCUCCUCAUAAAAAAUCAGCCACUCUGCUGCCAUCCUUCACGGUGACACCUACGGCUACAGAAAGCACCACCAGCCACAGAACCACCACUCCAAGAACCACCACCACAGGCACCACCAGCCAUGGGCCCACAACAGUCACUCACAAUCCUGCUACCACCACCAGUCACGGAAAUGCCACAGUUCAUCCAACAAGCAGCAGCACUGCCACCAGCCCAGGAUCCUCCACCAGAUCCCCCCACCCAGGGCCACCUCCACCCUCUCCAAGUCCUAGCCCGGGCUCCCAGGAGGCCAUAGGAGACUACACUUGGACGAACGGCUCCCAGCCCUGCGUCCAGCUCCAAGCCCAGAUUCAGAUUCGAGUUCUGUACCCAACCCAGGGUGGAGGAGAGGCCUGGGGCAUCUCUGUACUGAACCCCAACAAAACCAAGGCCCUGGGGGGCUGUGAGGGUGCCCAUCCCCACGUGCGCCUCUCAUUCCCCUACGGACAGCUCACCUUUGGAUUCAAGCAGCAGCCACAGGAGAGCACUGUCUACCUGAACUACAUGGCUGUGGAGUACAACGUGUCCUUCCCCCGGGCAGCGCAGUGGACAUUCUCAGUUCAGAAUUCAUCCCUUCGAGAUCUCCAAACGCCUGUGGGCCGAAGCUACAGCUGCAGAAACGCAAGCAUCAUUCUUUCAACAGCUUUCCACCUCGACCUGCUCUCCCUGAAGCUACAAGCUGCUCAGCUGCCCCCCACAGGGAACUUUGGACCAAGUUUCUCUUGUCCCAGUGACCAAACCAUCCUGCUGCCUCUCAUCAUUGGACUGAUUUUCCUUGGCCUCCUCAUCCUGGUGCUUGUUACCUUCUGCAUCAUCCGGAGACGCCCACCCGCCUACCAGCCUCUGUGAGCAUCUGUUCCAACACCCAGGGCACCAGAGGGUGCCCUUAUUUCUCCCCACUCAACUGACUCUAAGACAAAGUUUCUUCUUUCUCUGUCUUGAUGAACAAAAGUAGAGAUAAUGCAAUCGGGAGAGAUGUUUAUUAAAUAUGAUUGAUUUCCCUUCCCCUACUUCCAGAGAGAGAAUAGUAAACCUGCUCAAAUCUC